AUGGCCUCCAUCUUUAAGCGCUGUCCCGAGCCACUAGUGCUACUCUUCCUGGUACCCCUGGCAAUCCAACUCUCCUGCUUCGUUGCUACUGCUACCUACAGCAACCACUCUUCCGUCGGCGGCAUGUUGCCAGUUCAUUGCCGGCCGGACCAGGCGUCAGCGCUCCUCCGGCUGAAGCGCUCCUUCACCGUCACCGACGAGUCCGCGUGUACCCUCGGCUCGUGGCGGGCCGGCACGGACUGCUGCCGCUGGGAGGGCGUCCGGUGCCGCGACGCCAGCGGCCGUGUGACCUCGCUUGACCUGGGAGAUUGCGGCUUGCAAAGCCCUGCUCUUGAUCAUGCCGUUUUCAGGCUCACCUCCCUUCGGCACCUCAACCUCGCCUGGAAUGACUUCAAUCAUUCCCAGCUCCCGGCUUCUGGGUUCGAGCGCCUCGCCGAGCUCAGGCAUCUCAAUCUCUCCACCUCCAGCUUUGAUGGACAGAUACCGGAUGGAAUAAGACGCCUCACUAAUUUGGUAUCUCUUGACCUCUCAAGCACCUUUAAUGUUGAAGACGACCACGCUGAUAGCUAUGCAUGGUAUGGCUACGAAGGGUAUGGCAUAGAGGGGGUAGAUCAUCCUGCUUCUUUCCUCGUAGAGCCAAACAUAGCGUCAUUGGUCGCUAAUCUUACCAAUUUGAGAGAGCUCAAUCUCGACUCCGCAAACUUGUCUGGGAAUGGUGUCGAGUGGUGCACUGCCUUUGCCAAUUCAACUACUCCUCAGCUGAAUGUUCUGAGCCUACGGUAUUGCAAUCUUUAUGGUCCAGUUUGUGGAUCACUUUCCAGUAUACCCUCACUCACUGUGAUUGACCUACAGUAUAAUUUCUUAUAUGGCCCAAUUCAAGUGUUCCUUGCUGAUUUACCAUCCUUGAGUGUUCUUCGACUUACCUACAAUCAUCUCGAAGGACAGUUCCCAGUGAGUAUCUUUCAUAAGAGAAACCUAACUGUCCUUGACAUUAGGUACAAUUUCGAAGUCUCUGGUUAUUUGCCAGAUUUCUCGUCAGAUAGUAAAUUGGUAGAAUUGCAGGUUAGCAACACAAAUUUCUCUGGUCCUAUUCCGAGCUCCCUAGGAAAUCUGAAAUCCUUGAACAUGUUGGGCGUUGCAGCAUCUCACUUUACCCAAGAGCUUCCCUCUUCAAUCGGUGAGCUCACAUCUUUAAAUUGGUUAGAGGUUAUUGGAGCUGGUAUAAUUGGACCUAUACCAUCGUGGGUCACAAGAUUAACUUCUUUAGUCCAUCUCGAAUUCUCCAGAUGUGGUUUAUCUGGACACAUACCUUCUUCAAUAGGUAAUCUCAAGAACCUAACCUGGUUAGCCUUAUACAAUUGCAACUUUUCUGGUCCAAUACCUCCACAACUACUCAGUCUAACCCUGCUAAGAAGGCUAUAUCUUCAAUCAAACAGCUUCACCGGUACAGUGGACCUCAGUUCAUUCCAGAAACUACGAGAUCUACACACAUUGAAUCUCUCAAACAAUAGACUUUCCGUGAUAGAUGGGGAGUUUUAUUCUUCAUGGGAAAUCCGCUCUUUGGGUCUAGCCUCUUGUAACAUAUCUAGCUUCCCUGAUUUCUUGAGGUAUACAGAUGGGGUCACUAAUCUUGACCUAUCAUAUAAUCAAAUCCGCGGUGCUAUUCCUGAUUGGGCUUGGGAAAAAUGGGACAGAAUGGAAAAUCUGAACUUAUCACACAACCAACUCAGUACUGCAAGUUAUGGCUCUGGUUUCCAAGGUGUUGGAUUAUCUCUUGAUAUCAGUUCGAACGUAAUGGAAGGUCCCUUACCUAUACCUUCCCCCUACAUCGGUCUGUUUGAUUGCUCAAAUAACUUGUUUUCAUCUAUCCCACUUAAUUUUGGUUCUCGACUGAGCUAUAUCUUCUAUAUGAGCGCCUCUAGAAACAACCUCUCUGGAAAAAUUCCAGCGUCAAUUUGUGAUGCUAAGGUUCUGGAGCUCCUUGAUCUCUCUUACAACUAUUUGAGUGGCCCAAUUCCAUCUUGUUUAAUGGAAGAUACCAGUUACCUGCAAUCAUUGAACUUGAAAGAAAAUAAACUUCAAGGACAGUUACCGCAUAAUAUCAAGGAAGAUUGUGCACUGGAGGAAGUAAAUUUGAGCAACAACCGGAUAGAAGGAGAACUGCCACGAUCUCUAGUUGCUUGCGUAGGCUUGCAGGUUUUGGAUAUUGGAAAUAAUCAGAUUAAUGAUACGUUUCCAUGUUGGAUGAGUAUGCUUCCUCAACUUCAAGUCCUUGUCCUCAAGUCAAAUCAGUUAUUUGGAAAUGUGGGGCCUUCUGCAAUAGGGAAGAAAGAAAACCAUUGUGAGUUCUUGAAACUGAGGAUUUUAUCUUUCGCUUCCAACAAUUUUACUGGGACAUUGCCAAACAAGUGGUUUAAAAGUUUCAAAUCCAUGAUGGCUAAAUCUACCAACGACACAUUGUUUAUGCGAAAUGGCUACAGGCAGGUUGACCAAUACCAGUUCACCACUGAGAUUACAUACAAAGGUUCAGUCGUCACAUUUUCCAAGAUUUUGACGACCCUUGUAAUCAUUGAUGCCUCAAGUAAUGGAUUCAGUGGCGUCAUUCCACGGUCAUUUGGAGAGCUCGUUCUGUUAUGUGGGCUAAACCUGUCAAAUAAUGCCUUCACUGGAAUGAUUCCAUCUCAGCUUGGUGCCUUGCAUCAACUUGAGUCACUGGACCUCUCUUCAAAUGACCUGUCUGGGGUGAUUCCAGCUGAAUUAAUAUGGUUGGACUUCCUCUCGGUGUUUAACCUGUCUUACAAUCGGUUGGUUGGAAGAAUACCAGGAUCACGUCAUUUCCAGACAUUCUCCAAUCUCUCUUUCAUGGGAAACAAUGGCCUUUGUGGACCUCCAUUAUCCAAGCAAUGUGACAACUCGGCCUCAAACUCGAGGUUACAUCAUUCAGACAGAGACCAAGUGGAUGUCAUCCUGUUUCUCUUUACUGGACUGGGAUUUGGUGUCGGAUUUGCAGUUACAGUUGUUGUGGUAUGGGAAAUCCGCAUAAGGAAACUAUCUAAAGGUUGCAUUACUUCUUUGUGCCAGAGUAAAGUAUUUUGUAUGUAGAUUACCUGGAUCAUGAAAAGGUCGUCUACUAUCAUACUGAUGCAGUGAACCAUGUAAUCCAGGCCAAAUGAGUCAGAAGUGCUUGA
Molecule: messenger RNA, 3188 nt
Organism: Lolium rigidum
Lineage: Eukaryota; Viridiplantae; Streptophyta; Magnoliopsida; Poales; Poaceae
Product: receptor-like protein 6
Exons: 1
Coding region: 1-3102 (1033 amino acids)
Molecular function (GO): protein binding
Source: RefSeq, a predicted model, not a curated record